AUGUGCAUAAGUAAGCGCUUUAAUUACCAGUCAGCUGUAGUGCCUUUUGGUUUCCCAUAUCAAACUACUCGUGUCAAGCGCAAACGAGAGCUCUCUGACGCUUGACGGAAGUCCCGCUGAUGAAAGGCUUGGCAUCGCCUCGGUUCGGCGUCAAGGUGUCUAAACAUGCCAGAACGACUACUAAGUUCGCAGGCCAUUUAUAUGAACACCUACAGGUCUCAGCCCAUUAGCUGGACAUUCUGCCAUUUCUUUUGCUCGGCCACUACACAACAACAGGACCCUUGUUUGGGCCCAGGCCCAUCUCGCGCCGUUUAGACAUGCGAUGACUUGGGCUCGUGGAAGCAGCCACAGUCCGCAAUGGACGCCUAUCCCGAAGAUUACAUCGCGCACAACCUUCCCUACGUGCUACUCUGCGGCCUAGAUGCUGAUCCCGAAGAACCCACAGAGAGCUCCGAUGUGCAAUACCCAUAUCUUUUCACAAAGGGGACUAAGAUCUCCUCGGAUCUCCCUCCUGUGAGCGGACCAGUCGCGGAGGAGUUACGAAAGGUGUUUCUCGAGGAAGAUGCGUCGGAGGCGCCAUGGAACUCACUGAAUGACAUUAGGAGGUCCGGUGGGAUACGACUUAAAGUGAAAAGCAUUGGACGGUCAUACAGAUUGCCUCCGCGGAAGGCUGAUCCUCCGUCAUCCUCUCCCCCAACCAGUCCACCAGGAGCUCGAAGCGAUAAUACAUCUUCUGGAGUCGUCUUGCAUUCCCCAAUCUCACCAUUGACUCCUAGCUCGCCUGUCUUCCCAGAUGGACUGCUUACGCCAUUAUGGGUCACGAAACAUCAGAACCUCAUACCCGCUGUCACCAUCAACUUCUUCUCUUUCACCUCGGACCCGAACUUGAGCACCCUCCGCGACAACCAGCUUAAAACUGAGAUAAAUACUCUGAAGAAGGACUGGGUUGCCUCCGGCUGUAAAACCCGCUUUGUGGUUGUUCUGUUGUCCGAAGAGGGCGAGAGCAGCUACGUAGUCGAUACUGAGGAGCGGGUGGCUAGCAUUCGAAAAGCGACGAACCUGGAUCCGAGGUCGAUACAUGUUUUACCGUCGGAUUUGACGCCUCUCGAAACAAAAGAGUUUGCCAGGUCACUGCUCUCUUCUCUACAACCGACAAUCGUCGAGUACUACCGUGAUCUCUCAAAACAUGCACGGCGAAAGCGGAAUCGAGGCAGUAUCCCGCCGCCAACUGCGCCUCCUACAACUGGUACCUCUCAAACUUUAUCCUUUCAGGGCUGGAAUGUGCGGUAUGAAUUUAAAUUGGGGAUAUUGGCCGAAUUCCGUCAGGAGAUGGAUGCCGCUUGUCGAAACUACGAAAGCGCAUAUGAGACUCUUUUUGGACAAGAAGUGUUCGAAACAAUUGCCGGCUGGAAUCCGAGGUUCAACGAAGCGCGUCUUCUUGGAGAUGUCCUAGCGUUGCGUAUUCUGCGGUGCUUGCUCUGGAAUGGUCAGCAUACUGUGGCGGUACGGUCAUGGGUCGCCCACAAGCAUCGCACGCGGGACAUCGUCAACCGUCGAGGCAAGGGGACAAAGAAUUACGGAUGGCAAGCGUGGGAAGCUAGAUGGGCCAUGGUAAUGGCGCAACUUAUACGACGAGCUGAGAUACCCGAACUAGCUUUCCCACCCCCAGUUGAGGAUCUGUCUAGCUUCACGGGCGGUAUAUUCAUCCCCGUGGAGAAGACAGUGCCCGAGGGCGAAAGGAUAAUGCCGUGGCAGCUCCUUCACCAUGAGGGUUACUGGAUACAUCAAUCGGCCCGACACUCCAUACGUCGGCGCAUAUUAGCGAACCAAAUCCCAGCGGAGGACCGAAUUCCGCCUGGACAGUCUCCUGCUUCUCAAAUUGCAAACAAGAGUCACUUAUAUGACACCUACCUAGUACCGGAGCCGCAUGUCGAAGCCGGUCAGCCUGGGAAGCCAGGCUUCGACCACUGUCGUCUGAUUGUUGACGCCUUAAAAUCAGCCAUGGAGGAAUUUUCUAAAAGAGGACAGAUAAGAAAGGUAGAACAAAUCAGUCUAGAGAUGGCGAAGGAAUAUAUGAAAGCUGGUUCUUGGUCAGAAGCGAUGCAGAUACUCCAGCCGCUGUGGCCACAACUUAGCUGGCGAUCUGCUGGCUGGUGGCAGCUUAUGGAAGAAUUUGGCUGGGCAUUGCGGGAGUGUGCUUUGCAGCUUAAGGACAGUGAAUCUCUAUUACGGGUGCAUUGGGAGCUACUAAAUGAUGUAUUUUCUCGGCGACCUGACUGGGACUAUAAUCUUCACAAGAGUCUUGACAGCUUCCCGCAGGAACGGCCCAAACCAGCUGUUGCACUCAGAUCGGAGGAUGUUGUCUCAUGCCUUACUGCUUCACUCGUCUUCGAACGUCCACAUGGCAAUGUCGGAGAACCCUUGCGACUACAGCUGGCUAUCACAUCCCGCGCACAACCAGAAUCUACUCCCAUCCGUCUCUCAGAAGUAAAAGUUGUAUUCGAGGGCGGCCUGCGUCCGAUCAAGCUAUUGUCUGAUGAGAGCGCAUCAGGGAGCUCUACAGAACGUGUCUUAAUACUUCCUGUGACUUUGCGCGACUCGGUGACGUCGACCGAUUCUUCUGUGCUACAAUCCCCUACGAACUCCCUGGCGUCGGUGACUGGAACAACAGACCUUUCAUUCCAACCUUGUCAAACAAAGGCCUUUGAUUUGACGUCUAUUCCUCGAGAGGCAGGCGAGGCUAGGAUCGCUUCAAUCACUCUUAUGAUUGAGGAGGAGAAAUUCGACCUGGCGUAUUCUAUCACUGACCAGAGCCAGCCAGAAUCGUUCUGGUGGCAGGAUACAGUAAAAGGCCCGAUUCGAAGGAGAAUUGGCAAGGAUCGCGACACCCAUGCGUGCAAGAUCCUACCUAAGCCACCCAAAAUCCGCCUUGCAAUUCCUAAUCUCAGAGAAGCGUACUAUACUAAUGAACGAGUGGCUCUCGACAUUUCAAUUCAGAACGAGGAAGAUGAAACGGCAGACUUAUCUAUAGAUGUGAGGCUUUUUGGGCAUCAAGAGUCAGUAGCCAAGCUCGCUUGGGCUGAUGAAGAGGCCCAUCCCGAGAGUCCUGAGGGAGAUGCGGCCGACGGCUCACCGAUGGGAAGAGCUCGUCAUUCUUUGAGACGCUCAAUUGGCACGAUGGAAAGUGCCUCCACGCAGAAUCUUUCAUUGGUGCUUUCCGACACAACCGACGCAUUUGACUAUGAGCUUGAGCUAUCAGUGCUCUAUCAUCUCGUCUCGGAUCCGGAAACACCGAUAUCUAAGACCUUGACUGUGGAUCUCUCUUUCAUCAGGCCGUUUGAGGCGAACUACGAGUUCCUCCCUCGUCUUCAUCCGCAACCGUGGCCUAACUUUUUCCGCGUUGAUGAAGAGUCCGGGGAGGAAUCUACAAGUAGCCCUCCCAAUGGUCUUCAGCAGAAAUGGUGUCUGAAUUCAAAGUUGGUCUCAUUCGCUCCUGAACCCCUUGUUGUCGAGAAGGUGGCUUUAGUCCUACUUGGAAUAAGUGGAGGGGCGAAUUGCGAGAUCAGUUCUGAGACUUUGCUUAGCCCUGAAGCGCCGGUGAUCGCUCUUGAAGAGCUGCGCGAAUCGGAAUUCGUCCUUAAUAUACAGAAAUUGAGCCUGGAGGACCGACGCUCAGUAUCAUUGAACCUGGCCUUGGAAAUCCAAUGGCGACGUGCGAGUUCUGAAGAUAAUUCUGAAUCUUCGACUACUCUUUCCGCAACCACCCCUCUGGCCAUUCCGCGUUUUCUCGUGCCGAUAGGGGAGCCUCGUAUCCUGGCUUCUGUCAUCUCUUCAGAGACAAUUCCGGGAUUCAUUCAUCUUGACUACACUCUGGAGAACCCCUCAUUGCAUUUCCUCACUUUCAGUUUGACAAUGGAGGUCAGUGACCAGUUCGCAUUCAGCGGGCCGAAGUCGACCACCGUUCAGCUCGUCCCUCUCAGCAGGCACACGAUACGCUACAAUCUCUUGGCCUCCAAGCGGGGUCAAUGGAUCCAGCCACAGCUGGUUGUAAUAGACACGUACUUCAACAAGACCCUCAGGAUUCUUCCAACUGAGGGAAUGCGGUCUGACAAGAGAGGCAUUCUUGUUUGGGUUGAUGCUGAUGAAUGAAUGAAUAGCUCUGGUUCUUUUGUUCCAUGUGUGACGAUGAUGAGGAAAGAAUACUGGGCAUGACUCGAGUAUAGAUGUUGUAUGGUAAACCACGGUGCAAUGGAUCAGUUAGUCCAUAAUAGACUCUUCAAUACAGAUAUUCAAACGC
This is a messenger RNA of Paecilomyces variotii, 4297 nucleotides long. Its product is annotated as Gryzun, putative trafficking through golgi-domain-containing protein. The record is from RefSeq and is a predicted model, not a curated record. The transcript has 4 exons. The coding region runs from base 358 to 4149 and encodes 1263 amino acids. NCBI's taxonomy places the organism in Eukaryota, Fungi, Ascomycota, Eurotiomycetes, Eurotiales, Thermoascaceae.